This is a messenger RNA of Paramecium sonneborni, 692 nucleotides long. Lineage: Eukaryota; Ciliophora; Oligohymenophorea; Peniculida; Parameciidae. The record is from the annotation of a GenBank genome assembly.
CCAAGACACCCAUAAGGAGAAAAUUAAAUGGAAUUACAUAGGUAAAUAAACUAAAAUAGAUAAGAACCUAAAAGCCUCUUCUAUAAAAACGAUAUAAAGCAACAGCAGAUGAGAGUGAUUCUAGAAAUCAUAAGAUUUCAUUGCCUUCAUUAACAAAUUUUAGAAAGACAGAAUUUAAUUCAUUAGAAAAUAGUAUGGAUUGAAUUAAAUUAGUUGCAUAACCUAUUUCAAUUAUAAAUUAAGGGAAUGGAAUUAAGAUUCCUAAUAGAUUGCCUAAACUUGAAAGACGUAGUGAAAUAUCAAAAUCUAAAUAUGAAAUUCAAUUCAAUUAAACACCAAAAGACGAAGAAUAGAAAUUAAUCCAGAAACAAAAAAAGACUUCCUUUACACCUGAAUAAAGGAUAUCAGAAAGUCCUGAAAAGAAGAGUACUUAAAGUAAAAAGAAAGGAGGAGGAAAAUAAUGGCAAGGAAUGAAAUAUGUAUAUAAAACAAAAGCUGGUUGUUAAACCAAUAAAUAAACUAAAACAAAUUAAGAUUCAGCAAUAAUUUUUCCAUAAAAUAUUGACAGGUAUAUAUGAGCAGUAAUUUAGAAAAGUUAAAAUUAUGGAUUAGUUGGAAUAUGUGAUGGUCAUGGAGUAAAUGGACAUUUAGUUUCAGACAUUAUCAAAAAAAGAAUGCCAAGUAAAUGAAAU